Phyllostomus hastatus (greater spear-nosed bat) is the source of this 1997-nucleotide messenger RNA. It is a transcript of the gene ACMSD, whose product is annotated as aminocarboxymuconate semialdehyde decarboxylase. The coding region runs from base 136 to 1146 and encodes 336 amino acids. The transcript has 10 exons. Gene Ontology annotation, biological process: secondary metabolic process. Gene Ontology annotation, molecular function: hydrolase activity; carboxy-lyase activity. Lineage: Eukaryota; Metazoa; Chordata; Mammalia; Chiroptera; Phyllostomidae. The record is from RefSeq and is a predicted model, not a curated record. Gene Ontology annotation, cellular component: cytoplasm; cytosol.
UUGGCUGAACAGGCUUCUGACCAGUGCCUAAACAAAGCCACAAGGGACAAAGUAAAUUAAUUAUCUCUAUGGUUUUCAAGAUCUCUUGUUAUCGAAACUUCUUUCUUUAUACUCGUUUCCUCUGAUCUUGUGGAGAUGAAAAUUGACAUCCAUAGUCAUAUUCUACCAAAAGAAUGGCCAGAUCUAAAAAAGAAAUUUGGCUACGGAGGCUGGGUGCAGCUCCAACACCACAGCAAGGGAGAAGCAAAGAUGAUGAAAGAUGGGAAGGUGUUCAGGGUGGUCCAAGAGAACUGCUGGGAUCCAGAAGUCCGUGUCAGAGAAAUGGACCAAACAGGAGUGACUCUGCAAGCCCUUUCUACGGUUCCUGUCAUGUUUAGCUACUGGGCCAAACCUCAGGACACUUUAGACUUCUGCCAGUUUUUAAAUGACGACUUAGCUGCUACUGUAGCGAGACACCCCAGGAGGUUCGUGGGUCUGGGGACGCUGCCCAUGCAGGCCCCCGAGCUGGCCGUCAAGGAGAUGGAGCGCUGUGUGAAGGAGCUGGGCUUCCCCGGGGUCCAGAUCGGCUCCCACAUCAACGAGUGGGACCUGAAUGUGCCGGAACUCUUCCCUGUGUACGCAGCAGCUGAAAAGCUGAACUGUUCCCUAUUCGUGCACCCCUGGGACAUGCAGAUGGAUGGACGGAUGGCCAAAUACUGGCUCCCCUGGCUCGUAGGAAUGCCAGCGGAGACCACCACAGCCAUUUGCUCCAUGAUCAUGGGUGGAGUGUUUGAGAAGUUUCCUAAACUGAAAGUAUGCUUUGCACAUGGAGGUGGAGCCUUCCCCUUUACAGUAGGAAGAAUCUCCCAUGGAUUCAGCAUGCGCCCAGAUUUGUGUGCCCAGGACAAUCCAAUCAACCCAAAGAAAUACCUUGGUUCCUUUUACACAGACUCCUUGGUUCACGAUCCUCUGGCCCUCAAGCUGUUAACAGACGUCAUAGGAAAGGAUAAAGUCAUCUUGGGGACUGAUUACCCCUUUCCACUAGGUGAGCUGGAACCUGGAAAACUGAUAGAAUCCAUGGAAGAAUUUGAUGCAGAAACAAAGGAUAAACUCAAAGCUGGCAAUGCACUAGCAUUUUUGGGUCUUGAGAGAAAACUAUUUGAAUGACUGAAUUCACUACAAUUUUCAAGAGAUGCUUUUUUUUGUUUUUAAAUAUGUAUCACACAUACAUACUAAAAUCCUAUUUUGAACUAUUUUACCCAGAAAUAGAAUAUCCCUCAGUAUCUUAAAUUAUUCAUAACAAAAAUGACUCAUGUUUUUCACUCUGAAAAGCAGUAAAUAAUUUCACAUGCAAACCAAAAAUUAUUUUCCGAGCACUUUAAACAUUAAUGACAGAAGCAAAAUGCAAAAUGUCAUUAAUGCUUUUUAUGGAGAAAGACCAAAACCAGAUUCAUCCUAAAUGGUUCAAGUUGGUUCUUACUUUGAGCAAGUAUAAGUACCUAGAGCCCAAAUAACCCAUUUUUAUUCACUUUAAACACUUUUCAUUGGCCCAGAACUGGGCUGGGAAUACUUUAGAUUUCACAAAUAAGUGUACAUAUUUCAUAACCUGUAGGAGCUUAUAGUCUAAAUAAGGAGGCAAGUCAUAAGUUCAUGCAAUAAUUACUAAGCAAUGCAACAUAAGUAUCACAAAAGUUUUAGUAAAAUUCAUCUGGACUCAAACUUUUGGGAAAAUCUUCAAAGAAGUUGGAACUUGGGCUGAGUCUAGAAAGAUGGAUAAGGCUUAAGUUGGAGAUGGUAAACAGAUGGGAAGGCAAAACUAUGGGAAAACAGGAGUUCAUCUACUCUGGAGAAAAGUUACAGUCUAUAAUUUACUUUUACCAGAAGCUAUUUUAAUUUAAACUACUGAGCAGAAUAUGUAAAGAUAGCAGUGGAAAUUGAGAGCAGGGAAACACCUGGGUAGCCUCAGUUCAUUGAUGGUCUGCCUGGGCUGCUGAAAAUAAACUCAGUUCUGAAAGGGA